AUGGAAGGGAAGAGAGAUGUGAAUUCAUCAUCUAUUAUUGACCUAAAAGCAGAAUUGUUUAGAAAACAGGAGGAAUUCAAAAAGCAGCAACUACAGAAUAAAAAUGCCUCAACCAUCAAGGGAAAGUCUGUGGAAAAAAAAGCAUCAGUAUGGAGCAAAAAGAACAAAGGAGUGUUAGAAAGAAGUAGCAAAGAUUUAGAAGAGAAAAUAGAAGAGGCAAAUCAGUAUGAGAGGUCAAGAAAAUGUUUAGAAGCCAAGGCGAAGUUGUAUGAGAAGAUAACCCAGGGAAAUGACAUUCCAGAGGAAGAUGGGAGUCAGGUUUACUUGGUGGACUUCCAGAAAAAAGCCAUAGACAAGAUUGUGGAAGACAGAGACAAGAGGAGGAAGGAAGAGGAGGAGGAGAGAGAGCGACAAGAGGAAGAACUUUUGAAACACGCUGUAGUUCCUCCACCAGCCAAUGAAGAGGAGGAGUGGGUAGAUUAUGUGGAUGGAUUUGGAAGAUCCCGUCGAUGCAUGAAGAAAGAUCUCCCAGAACUGAUGCAGCAAGACAAGAACAUUCUUAAAAACAACAGUGUGAAGGUUGACAAUAGAACAGCUGAGAUGGUGUCUAAUGAUAUGUACAAAGAAAUGCUUCGGCAGAAAUGGGAAGAAGAAGAGUUAGCAGCGAUGAAUCAGCCCAUCCACUACUCCAAUGUCCAGUAUGAUGAAAUCAGAAGCCAUGGUGUAGGGUUUUAUCAGUUUGCCAAAGAUGAGGAAUCAAGAAAAGAACAACUGGACACACUAAAUGAUAUGAGGGAAAAGACAAAAGAUGAGAGGGAUCGUAAAGAAAAAGUCAAGGAGAAAAGAAAAGCCAUCAUGGAGGCCAGACUUGCCAAGGUCAAACAGAGGAAGAUGAAAAGAGAAGGGAUUACAGAGCUCCCUGGAGAAAAAGAAAAUGAUGAAGAUGACAUAGGACCCAAGCUCAGUGAAGCUGCACAAGAAGACAAAGAAGAGGAGAGAGAACCAGUAAAGAAGGAACCAGAACUCCUAACCAGGGACGAAAAUAUCAGAGGCACCGGCACCCAGAGGGAAUGGGAUAAAGGCAAGGAAAAACUGUUCCCUAUGUCAAGUGAACAAAGAUACUUUGAAGACAGAAGAAAUGAAAGAAUUGCUGAAUUUGCACCCCCAUCAAUGUAUGACGAUAGUGAUAGUUCUAUUGGAAAUAGGCUCAAAACAGACAGUGUGGUGUCAGGCCCUGGAAAUUCAAAGACAAAAAUAACUGAAAAACAGAUUGUAGACUUUUUGUCCCAAGAAAAACUGAAUUCUCAACAAAAUUGGAGUUUGAACUCAGAAGCUGUGUCUCCUAACAGUACAAGAUCAAUGAAAACCACAGAAGACAGGUCACAGCCACCUGAACAAGUGCAAGAUAUACCCCUUCCACAGAGUAACCCAAGCUUAAAUCUGCCAAAUGUGAGCACUAAUAGAGAACAGACACACAAUUUACAUCAAAAUAUUCCCUUUUACCCACCCCCACAGUUUGCUCCACAACAAGGGACAUUUAUGGUUCCAACUAAUCUUCCACCCCCAGGGUACAUGUAUGUUCAGCCAGGAGUACCCCAGCAGUGGCCCCAGCCCCCUCAGAGUGCAGGGUAUUACCCAUCUGUUACAUCUGUACAUUAUCCUAGCACAACGUCUUCUGUCCCCCAGCAAAAUCACAGUACUGAUAUAACUGGAAGUCAAACAAUGGUUAAAGGUGAUACUUCAGUGAAUUUUGACAUCUCUACACAGCAGGUAACAAAACCUGUUAGGUAUAAUAUUGUUGAUCCACGUUUGAUUCAAAAUGAAGAAGUUUUGGAAUCCACCCCACAAAAUUUUACACCAAUGUUAGAGAAAAGUGAAGAGCACAAGGAAUAAAGACACAAACGCCAAAUGUGAUAUUCUGGUUUUAAUGCUGUUAUGCUUAUUGUUAUAUGCUAUUUACAUAAAAUAAAUAUAUUGAAGUUUCUUGUG
Molecule: messenger RNA, 1989 nt
Organism: Saccostrea echinata
Lineage: Eukaryota; Metazoa; Mollusca; Bivalvia; Ostreida; Ostreidae
Product: coiled-coil domain-containing protein 174-like
Exons: 11
Coding region: 1-1893 (630 amino acids)
Cellular component (GO): nucleus
Source: RefSeq, a predicted model, not a curated record